Brugia malayi is the source of this 372-nucleotide messenger RNA. RefSeq lists its product as uncharacterized. Bases 1 to 372 code for a protein of 123 amino acids. The record is from RefSeq and is a predicted model, not a curated record. NCBI's taxonomy places the organism in Eukaryota, Metazoa, Nematoda, Chromadorea, Rhabditida, Onchocercidae. The transcript has 2 exons.
AUGACAAGUUCUGACUUUGAAUUAUUUUCCUCACCUAAGGCGCUAUUUGUAACAAUAUGCGAAUAUUUAUCUGUUUACUUUUCUCCCAUUCAAUUCGAUCCUUAUGAUAUUCAUGGUCAUUCUCAUGAUACUGCAGCAACUCUUUCAGCCAACCGAGUAACUACAGUACAUUGGAUAAUACUAUUUCACGCCCCGCCGGAAUACGUGUCACUACGGAAGAACUAUCUGUCCAUGAGCACCACAAAAGUUGUCAUUUUCAAAAGUUAUAACAGCAGUCAUUUUGCACCCAGAAUUCCUGCUGUGGUUAGUUGUUCCUCAUUUCAACACCAAAAAAGUGAUUACAGCAUUUUAUUCACAAUAAUUUAUGCAUAA